Tripterygium wilfordii is the source of this 246-nucleotide messenger RNA. RefSeq names its product protease inhibitor HPI-like. Gene Ontology annotation, molecular function: serine-type endopeptidase inhibitor activity. Gene Ontology annotation, biological process: response to wounding. The coding region runs from base 1 to 246 and encodes 81 amino acids. The record is from RefSeq and is a predicted model, not a curated record. The transcript has a single exon. Lineage: Eukaryota; Viridiplantae; Streptophyta; Magnoliopsida; Celastrales; Celastraceae.
AUGGUUACUUACUUUGAAAUUAAUGAGAUUAAUGUUGAACAAUUUGUUUCAGGUAAGAGAGCGUGGCCGGAGCUGGUGGGGACGAAUGGAGAUGUCGCGGCCGCCACAAUCAUGAGGGAAAAUCAGACCGUGCGCGCGGCGACUGUGGAUGAGAAAUCAGUUGUGACAUUGGAUUACCAGUGUGACAGGGUCCGAGUCUUUGUUGAUAGCAACCACAUUGUGGCUGUGGUGCCAAGAAUUGGUUAA